Molecule: messenger RNA, 2902 nt
Organism: Trichechus manatus latirostris (Florida manatee)
Lineage: Eukaryota; Metazoa; Chordata; Mammalia; Sirenia; Trichechidae
Gene: SLC33A1
Product: solute carrier family 33 member 1
Exons: 6
Coding region: 556-2205 (549 amino acids)
Cellular component (GO): membrane
Molecular function (GO): acetyl-CoA transmembrane transporter activity
Source: RefSeq, a predicted model, not a curated record
CGCCGAGGUUGCGGGUUCCUAUCAAGCGUUGUUUGCAAACUGGGCCACUGGAGCGUGUCCUGAUUGGCUUGCUCCGAGGCGGGGAAGGGAGUCAUUAGAGACUAGGACCGCUUCCUGAAGCGCGAGGCAGGAAGUUAUCUAGAACCUCUGGAGUCGUGUGGAGAAAGUGCUCGCUGCCUCAUUGGUGGCGGCUAGAGCUGGCUGUGCGUCGAGAGACGGGCGGCCCGGUCCCGCCACAGCUAGGGGUCGGUUUCCAUCGCGGCACCACGGCCCCCUCCUCCAGCCCCGAGCCCGGUGCGACUGCCCGGGAGACUUCAGGCUCCUUUCCGCUGCUCCAAGGGGCAUCUCCCCGGGCAUCGCCCGGGCCUCCAGCCGGGGGACUGGCUCGUCGCUUGAGCACCCCGGGCCGCAGUAAGGACGCUAAGAGCCCUGCGUCCUGUGCCCCUGUCUGAGCCGAGGCCCCGGUCCAGAGCGACAGCCUCGGACCUGGGCCUAGACGGAUCCAAAACGCUCAGACCGGGCCCGCCCCAGACGGGGCUCUGCAUCAUCUCUGAGAUGUCACCCACCGUCGCCCACAAGGACAGCAGUCGGCAGCGGCGGCCAGGGACGUUCAGCCUCUCUCUCGAGGUGAAGAGCGGCUCUCUGCCGCCAGACGGCUGGGAUGACGGCCCGGACUCGGCAGGAGGGGAAGGGGACGGAGAAGCCCUUCUGCAGGAUACCGGCCCCGGGGGCGCCUCCAGAGUCGUCCGGAGCUGCCGGGCCGAACUCAGCAGCGUGUUGCUGCUGCUCUUCCUUUACGUGCUCCAGGGCAUUCCAUUGGGCCUAGCGGGAAGCAUCCCGCUCAUUUUGCAGAGCAAAAACGUGAGCUAUACGGACCAGGCUUUCUUCAGUUUUGUCUUUUGGCCCUUCAGCCUCAAAUUGCUCUGGGCCCCCUUGGUCGACGCGGUCUACUUCAGGAACUUCGGUCGGCGCAAAUCCUGGCUUGUGCCGACACAGUACAUACUGGGACUCUUCAUGAUAGGUUUAUCCACGCGGGUGGACCACUUGCUCGGGAACGGCGAGGGCAGGACCCCCGACGUGCUCGCGCUCACGGUGACAUUCUUCUUGUUUGAAUUCCUGGCCGCCACUCAGGACAUCGCCGUGGACGGGUGGGCGUUGACCAUGUUAUCGCGGGAAAACGUGGGCUACGCGUCUACUUGCAACUCGGUGGGCCAAACUGCGGGCUACUUUUUGGGCAAUGUUUUGUUUUUGGCCCUGGAAUCCCCCGACUUUUGUAACAAAUAUUUGCGGAUUCAGCCACAACCCAGGGGGAUCGUUACUCUUUCAGAUUUCCUUUUUUUCUGGGGAACUAUAUUUUUAAUAACAACAACUUUAGUUGCCCUUCUGAAAAGAGAAAACAAAGAAGUAUCACUAGUAAAAGAAGAAACACAAGGGAUUACGGACACUUACAAGUUGCUUUUUUCGAUUGUAAAAAUGCCAGCAGUUCUUACGUACUGCCUUCUGAUUCUAACUGCAAAGAUUGGUUUUUCAGCAGCAGAUGCAGUGACAGGACUGAAGUUGGUAGAAGAAGGAGUACCCAAAGAACAUUUAGCCCUAUUGGCUGUUCCAAUGGUUCCUUUGCAAAUAAUCCUGCCUCUGAUUAUCAGCAGAUACACUGCAGGUCCCCAGCCACUAAACGUAUUUUACAAAGCCAUGCCCUACAGAUUAUUGCUUGGAUUAGAAUUUGCCCUGCUGGUUUGGUGGACUCCGAAAGUAGAACAUCAAGGGGGAUUCCCUAUAUAUUACUAUAUCAUAGUGCUGCUGAGCUAUGCAUUACAUCAGGUUACACUGUACAGCAUGUAUGUUUCUAUAAUGGCUUUCAAUGCCAAGGUUAGUGAUCCGCUUAUUGGAGGAACAUACAUGACCCUCUUAAAUACUGUCUCCAACCUGGGAGGAAACUGGCCUUCGACGGUGGCUCUUUGGCUUGUGGACCCCCUCACAGUGAAGGAGUGUGUAGGCGCAUCGAACCAGAACUGCCGAACACCUGAUGCUGUUGAGCUUUGCAAAAAAUUUGGUGGCUCGUGUGUUACAGCGCUGGACGGUUACUAUGUGGAGUCCAUUAUUUGUGUUUUUAUUGGAUUUGGUUGGUGGUUCUUUCUCGGUCCAAGAUUUAAAAGGUUACAGGAUGAAGGAACAUCUUCAUGGAAGUGCAAAAGGAGCAAUUGAUGCGGACAGUACUGGACAUUCUAGAAAGGUAACUGUAGAUUAGUUUUAAUACAGAGAGCUCUGAUAAUCAGUGCACAGGAGUAUAAAACAUUAUUUAAACAAGGAAAUUAUUGAUAUAAAACUGCCAAAUGGUCGAAAAAUAGAGACUUCUCUGUAUAGUUGAUUAUAUUUUUCCUUGCCUUGUCAGUGUAUUUAAAGUUUACUUAAGGUCAGGAAAUUGGUUCUACAACAACUUUUCUGGCCUUGUUAUUUGAUUUACUUGUUACGAAUUCACUGACCAAAGCACGUUUUAAGCUGCUGUGCAGUAGCCAUAGAGGCGGUGACCCUGCAGUCAAGUAUUGUUAUCAGUACCUGUCACUGAGCUGUGUUUAAUGUUCUGGUGGAGUAUAUUAAGUGGACCAGACCUUGCUAUUCAGCUACUAACUACAAGCAGUCUGACCUUGUCAAUGGCUAAAAUCUUAUUUUGAAUCACAACUUGGAUAAAUUUUAUGUGGAAUUUGCUAAGAAGAGAAUGUAGACUACUGAAAUGCCAUUUUAGUUGUUAUUUUUCUGACCAUAACCACAUUGUAAGGAAUGAAUCUGUAUUAAAGACUCUUUAAAUGCAUUUCCUGCUUUUGUAGGCAUUACAGAUUUAUAAGAAGAUUAUUCAAACUAUUUUUUAUAAAAUGAAAGCUAUGAUUUUUAAUUUAUUAAUUUC